AUAUUUAUAGAACAUUUUUAUCAGGAUUUACGUAAGCGGGAGGAGCAGCAGUUAUGGUUUAUUACGAGAGCCACGAUGUGCUCCGUGCUGUGUGGCGUCUGCUCUCAAAGUGAUAAGUGAAGUUAUGAACUAAGACAAGGCAAGGUCGGACAUCAGACAGAGAAAUGCUAUGCUCCUCUCCACAUACUCGUGAUAAACUUGAUCAUCAAAACUGGGUCUCUCUCUCUUACGCACGAAUUGCGGUGGGAUUAUGGUGAGGUGGGUGACGCUUUCGGGUGGUUUCAUCCAGUGUUCAAGAGUUUACAUAACAUAAUAAUAAUCAUUAUGUAUGUUUUAUAAAUAAUUGACUGAUUGCUUAAUACCCAACGAUAUACAUAACGCUGCAAUGUGAAUUUUGUGAUUGGUGAAACACGUGAAACAAAGAGAUUGUGUUAUCAAUCAAGCCAUUACUCAAUGUUUUAAUUCGUGUUGUAUCGUAAUUUUAAUUGAUAUUAAUAAAAAUUCCAGCCAAAGCAUUCGAUAAAAUCAUGUUCGUUUAUCAUGUGAAAAACAUGUAGUUCUAAUGAAUUCCAUUGUGUAAAGUAAAGGAAUUUAGGGAGAAAUAGUCUCAGUUGGUCUUGCACCGCCCAAUGCGUAGGUAAAAGUUCAAGUCCGGCCGAUGUUGUAAAAUAAAGUAAAGUUCGAUACAGUUAAGAAGUGAGAACCGAAAUGGAUCCCACGACCACACCCCCAUCGAGAUUCUAUGUGAAGGACUACUCUGAGAAAUUUGGUGCAGUCGAGUAUGUAGUGUUUUCUUCAGUUUUGGUAGCUUCCGCCGGAAUUGGAGUGUACUAUGGGUGGAUUGGGCGCAAGAAGGCGCAAACUAAUGACGAGUUCCUGACGGCAGGUAAAAGUAUGCCGAUUCUUCCCGUGGCUUUAUCUUUGAUAUGCAGCUUUGUGAGUGCAAUCACAAUUUUGGGCAACCCUCCUGAAGUCUACUACUAUGGAACGCAAUAUUUGCUCAUUGCAACAGGAUUCAUUCCAAUAACCUUAGCACUUGCGUACAUUUACGUCCCAGUAUUUUUUAGGCUUCAGUUAACGUCGGCCUAUGAGUAUUUCGAGUUACGAUUCAAUCGAGCUAAUCGAAUGGUGAUGUCAGUCAUUUCGGUCAUAUAUUUGAUUCUCUUGAUGUCGGUAUGGGUUUACGCUCCAUCCUUAGCAUUGAGCCAAGUGGCAGGAAUAAAUACAUACUUAUCAACUGGACUGACCUUUGUUGUCUGCAUUUUCUAUAGUUCUUUGGGUGGUUUAAAAGCUGUUUUAUGGACGGAUGCACUUCAGGCGACAUUGAUGCUUGUUAGCUUAGCAGCGGUGGUGGGGAAGGGGAUUACUGACGUUGGAGGCAUCGGCGAAGUUUGGGACAUUGCAGAGCGAAAUAAUCGGGUCGAAUUCUUCAACUUUGAUCCUGACCCACGAGUUCGUCAUUCCUUCUGGACGGGGACUGUGGGGGGUUACCUCAUGUGGAUACCUUUAUAUGCAGCCACACAAAGUCAAAUCCAGCGUUACCUCUCAGUUCCAACAUUGCAGAAAGCUAGAUUAACACUUUUCAUCAAUAUGAUCGGAUUGAUUCUGAUCAUUGUUCUCUGCUUCCUUGCUGGACUUGUGAUUUAUGCCAAGUAUCACAUGUGCGAUCCAAUUAAAACUAACGCAGUGGAAACAUCAGAUCAACUUUUGCCACUCUUCGUGAUGGAAACGUUGGGUGACUACCCAGGACUCCCAGGAAUAUUUGUUGCAGGGAUUACUGGAGCGAGUUUAAGCUCAGUAUCAAGUGCGUUGAAUGCUCUGUCGGCUAUCAUAACGGAGGACUACGUCAAAAAAUGGAGGCCCAACUAUAAAGAUGCUCAGUUAGCAAGAAUCUCAAAAAUAGUUUCCGUCGUAGGUGGAAUCUUGUCGUUUGCAUUUGUGUUUGUCGCUGAACUCAUGGGCGAUAUCUUUCCGAUUGCAUUGACGAUGGUGGGAAUGUUUCUGGGACCUACUUUGGGUCUUUUCACUUUGGGCAUGGUCUUCCCGUGGGCAAAUGCUUGGGGUUCGUUGGCUGGUCUAAUUUCUGGGAUCGUAUUGGUUUUGACAAUAAGCGCAGGAUCAAUUAUCGACUCGGACAGUAUUCCAGAUCAGAAGCUGCCUGUGUCGACGGAAGGGUGUCCAUUCUACAACGAGACGGAUCACAUCAUUUAUCCGAAAGCAGACGUAUUCUCAUCCACAAGUUGGAAAGACGCCGAAUAUUCCCCAUGGGUCAAGAUCAUUUCUUUAGCACCAACGUGGUAUCCGGGGCUUGGUCAGUUGUCGACCAUUUUCUUCGGACUUAUAUUUUCAAUGGUGUUUUUAAGGUUUCAAAACGUUAAGCCAGUGAAACGCGAGUAUUUGAAUACGUCCAUUCUCCGCCUCUAUGAAUGGGGGUUACCUUCGUAUUGGAUAAAAGGCUGGGUAGAACCUUUGGAACUAAACCUCAAAGAAAAUGCAGUGGAGAGUGACAAUAAUAUACGAGUGUGAUACUAUUUAAUUUUUACUUUCUUGCCCUUCCUACCUGGAAAUGAUAAAUGAUGCUUGAAAUGGUACAUCCCUGUAAAGCAAAACUCUAAACACGUA
This is a messenger RNA of Folsomia candida, 2622 nucleotides long. RefSeq names its product sodium-coupled monocarboxylate transporter 1. The record is from RefSeq and is a predicted model, not a curated record. Bases 709 to 2526 code for a protein of 605 amino acids. NCBI's taxonomy places the organism in Eukaryota, Metazoa, Arthropoda, Collembola, Entomobryomorpha, Isotomidae. Gene Ontology annotation, molecular function: symporter activity. Gene Ontology annotation, cellular component: membrane. The transcript is spliced from 15 exons. Gene Ontology annotation, biological process: transmembrane transport; sodium ion transport.